AUGAGCCGUCCUGGAGCUCGCGAAGAAGGCCGCGAGCCUACGUCCGAGGAGCAGGAGCCGCCAGUCUUUGAGCAGGGCGUCAACACCGCGAGCGACAAGGGCGCCGACAUUGUCGAUGCUCUCGCCGUCGAAGACAUCGAUGUCAACCUGUACAGGAGCAAGACGCUUUGGACACCUGCGAGGGCAAGGGGCGUCUUCGGCGGACAGGUCAUCGCCCAGGCGGUGGCUGCCGCGGGCAAGACGGUGCGCGAAGGCAUUCACCUCCAUUCGUUGCACUGCUACUUUUUGCUGGCUGGUGACCAGUCGGUCCCCAUCCUCUAUCAGGUGGCCCGCGUGCGCGACGGCGGCUCCUACGUCACCCGCUCCGUCGAUGCGACUCAGCGCGGCCGCACCAUCUUCACCAUCAUACUCUCCUACCAGAAGCCCGAGCCGUCCCAGCCCAGCUUCCAUAUUCCCGUACCCACCCUCGACGAGGACGGCACCAACAUGACCAACUCGCACACGGGCGCGUACGCCACGGGUCUCGAAAAGCACAUCAAGGACAACGGCUUCAGCAGCCUGCCCCCGCCGGAGAAGUGCCCGCUCAACGAGGAAAGGUACAUGGAGGUCGUCGCGCGGCCCGAUGUGGACCCAAGGAUCAAAAAGGUCCUCCAGGGCUGGAUCGAGGACCGCCAAAAGAGCCCAGUCGAGAUCCGAGACGCGCUUCCGGGCAUGUACGACCGCCACGGCCACGCGACCCCGGGCAACUCGCAGGCGUUCUGGAUGCGGACCAGAAAGCCCAUGGCCGGAGGCAUCGAGGCGCAAAAGGUAGCGCUAGCCUACGCCAGCGACUUCUAUUUGCUCUCGACGGUGGCCAAGGCGCUCAACAAUAGCCGCAACAUCAAGAUGAUGGCGUCGCUCGACCACAGCAUGUGGUUCUACGACACCUUUGACGUUUCCGAGUGGCUUUUGUUUGUGAUGCAAACGCAAGCCGCCAGCAACGGGCGAGGUGUGGUCAUGGGGCGCAUCUACCGCCGGGACGGUACGCUGGUAGCCGUGUGCGCGCAGGAGGGGCUGGUGAGGGGCAAGAGUGCCGACGAGAUCCAGAAGGAGGUCGAGAAGCGGCGCGGCCAGGGCAAGACGACGGCCAGCAAGCUCUAG
Pseudozyma flocculosa PF-1 is the source of this 1140-nucleotide messenger RNA. RefSeq lists its product as uncharacterized. Gene Ontology annotation, molecular function: fatty acyl-CoA hydrolase activity. Gene Ontology annotation, cellular component: peroxisomal matrix. NCBI's taxonomy places the organism in Eukaryota, Fungi, Basidiomycota, Ustilaginomycetes, Ustilaginales, Ustilaginaceae. Bases 1 to 1140 code for a protein of 379 amino acids. Gene Ontology annotation, biological process: acyl-CoA metabolic process; fatty acid catabolic process. The transcript has 5 exons. The record is from RefSeq and is a predicted model, not a curated record.